AGGAGAGGUGCGUUUGCUGAAGACUAUUGCUUCGCAAAUGUCCGUAACAGCUUCAGCCAGGCGGUGAGAGAAGUGCUGGAAAAGGCCAGUGAAUGGACCUGUCGAAGCGACGCCAUGCACAACUACAGACGUCUGCGUCAACGCAACCUCAAGUUGGAAAAUCAGGCUGUUGGCAUCUUGGACGAUCAGGACUCGCACAAGAUCGUGAUGGACGUGUUUGACUUCAUGAAGGGCGACGUGACAGUGCAGUUGGUGAAGGGCAAGGAGCUGCUGGUGGAGGGUCAAGCAGAGAGGCAGGACGGAGGCAGAGUGUCCCGAGUGAGCUUCGUGCGUCGCUUCGCCUUGCCUGAGCUCGUCGAGCGAGACGCCAUCAGCUGCGUGUUGUCCUCGGACGGAAUCCUGACGAUCACCUGCAGGAAGAGAGCAAGCGGCUACAGCGCAAGGGGAUUUUGCAGCGAGAGGAAGCCCCACGUGGACACAGCUGGCGGGUGGAGGACAAGGAUGCGAAGGACUCCCUCGCGGAUUGGGAAGGAGCCAGUUCUCGGGCCUUCAGCAGCUCCGCGCCCCAAAGUUAUUAGAGUGAAAGAAGAUCGACUGACACAGGGAAGUGAAUUGACCAAGUUCAGCAAAGGAGAAUCUGCAGAGAACAGAUCAUUUCUCGUGUUGGCCACACUGCGUCUUUAA
This is a messenger RNA of Penaeus vannamei (Pacific white shrimp), 684 nucleotides long. Lineage: Eukaryota; Metazoa; Arthropoda; Malacostraca; Decapoda; Penaeidae. The record is from RefSeq and is a predicted model, not a curated record.